GCCACCGCCGCCAAACAAACCCCGGCCGAGCUCGGGGGCUGCGCAGGCGACGGCCCGGGGGUGGGGGUCCGCCGUGGCUCCGGGGGGGACUGGCAGGUGGGGACUGGGAGGCUGAGCUCCGUGGGAGCAGACCGCCGGAGGAACGAUGCCUGUCGUGUGGCCGACCCUUCUGGAUCUCAGCAGGGAUGAAUGCAAACGGGUCCUUCGCAAACUGGAACUGGAGGCAUAUGCUGGAGUCAUCAGUGCCUUGCGAGCCCAGGGGGACCUCACGAAGGACAAGAAAGACCUCCUUGGAGAACUCUCCAAAGUGCUCAGCAUUUCGACGGAAAGGCAUCGAGCCGAAGUACGGAGGGCGGUAAACGACGAGCGAUUGACAACCAUUGCGCAUAACAUGUCUGGGCCGAACAGCUCUUCCGAAUGGUCCAUCGAAGGGCGGCGGCUGGUCCCUCUGAUGCCACGGCUGGUCCCCCAAACGGCUUUUACCGUCACAGCAAACGCCGUUGCCAACGCAGCUCUCCAGCACAAUGCUUCUCUUCCCCUUCCUGCAGAGACAGGAAGCAAAGAAAGCGAGGUGGUGGUCUGCUAUUCCUACACAAGCACAACUUCUACCCCGACGUCCACCCCAGUACCCAGCGGCAGCGUCGCAACGGUCAAGUCCCCCCGGCCCGCCAGCCCAGCUUCUAACGUGGUCGUCUUGCCGAGCGGAAGCGCAGUUUACGUCAAAAGCGUGAGCUGCUCGGACGACGACGAGAAGCCGCGCAAGAGGCGCCGCACCAACUCUUCGAGCUCGUCCCCCGUCCUCCUGAAAGAGGUCCCGAAGGCCGUCACCCCGGUGACGAAGACCAUCACGGUGCCCGGCAGCCCCAAGAUGAGCAGCAUCAUGCAGAGCAUCGCCAACUCCUUGCCGCCCCACAUGUCCCCCGUGAAGAUCACCUUCACCAAGCCCUCCACGCAGACGACCAACACCACCACCCAGAAGGUGAUCAUCGUAACCACGUCUCCCAGCUCCACCUUCGUCCCGAACAUCCUGUCGAAGUCUCACAACUACGCCGCCGUCACCAAGCUCUCGUCUCCGACCUCCGUGGAUCAC
Molecule: messenger RNA, 1090 nt
Organism: Sphaerodactylus townsendi
Lineage: Eukaryota; Metazoa; Chordata; Lepidosauria; Squamata; Sphaerodactylidae
Product: BRCA2-interacting transcriptional repressor EMSY-like
Exons: 8
Biological process (GO): regulation of DNA-templated transcription
Cellular component (GO): nucleoplasm
Source: RefSeq, a predicted model, not a curated record